Molecule: messenger RNA, 2306 nt
Organism: Cryptomeria japonica (Japanese cedar)
Lineage: Eukaryota; Viridiplantae; Streptophyta; Pinopsida; Cupressales; Cupressaceae
Exons: 13
Coding region: 300-1931 (543 amino acids)
Molecular function (GO): syntaxin binding
Source: RefSeq, a predicted model, not a curated record
CUAGCACGUGGUUAGUUUUAUUAAUUUUUUAUUUCAUGUGGCACCGUGGGGAGGGGUGCAGGUGGAGGCGGUGAUGGUUGUGCCCUGGUGGGGGAAUCAGCCGGGGUUAAAAUAGUUUGUUCAUAUUUAUAUUUUGAGAAUUCUUGAAAUUAUAAAAGGUGAAGAUCAAAAUUUCUUAUUCAUUUCCCUCUUUCACGUCGCGAGGAGAGAAUUUCUUGUCCCUGGCGCGCUUCAGCAAAGCAACUUCCGGGCUUCGAUACUACAAGUUCUCUGAGCCACUGUAAAGUGCAUUUCAGGCAAUGGAAGAUUCUCUUGCCAGUCAGCUUCCCGAAGCGAAUGCUCUGCCUGAUGGAUUUUCUGAAACGUUUUCUGAAACUUCAAAUUGCACAGCUUCAGCUAGAGAACCUGAUAAAAUUAAAACCCUUGAGCAGGAAGACAAUAUUGUUUUAGAUGGAAUAAAUUCUGUUACCGAGAUCACAACCCAAGAAUCAGAAAUGGUAUCCGCAUUAUAUACUGAUUUGUGCACUCAACAGGCAGCAUCAAUGACACAAGCAACAGAGUUUUGCAUAGGAGCAGGUAGCAGAAAUCCCAUUUCAGGUAACAGAGUGGAGAAAACAGAGAAAGAAAGGAGUUUCCCUGUGCCACUGUCUGAUAAAGAUGCUAAUGACUUUCCCGAUGAUUUGGUUAUAUCAUCAAAGACAGACUGCUUGAUUGACAAAAAAUUAAAACAUGAAAGUGAAAUUCUCGAGAGCAGUGGUCAUGCUACAGAUAAUGGUCAUUUGUCUUCCGACAAAUACCAAAGCCCUCUUGAUGUUCCAUCAUUAUUGUUGACAACUGAAGGAUCAAGUAUGGAGCCACCACAGAACACUGGUUAUACUGAAUUAGGUGGUCUGAAAUCUAAUCAGUCUACGGUGAAUGAACUGGAGAAAGGGGAGGGCAAAGUCUCCCAGGGAACUUAUCGGCAUAAUAGCAAUGACAACUCAAGAUCAUUGAAGCCGGAAAGCAAUUCUGAAAUGAAAGUUAAGCAAACAAAGGGAACAUCAAAGCCUGGAAAGGAGCUAACUGAUUUACAUCAAAAAUAUCUGCAAGUUCUUGCAGAGAGAGACUCUGUGCUUCUAGAAUUGAAGAAGAACAUAUCACUCCGUGAAAAGCUGGAAGCUCUUUGCAGAGAAUUACAGCGCCAGAACAAAAUGCUCACAGAAGAAUGUAGAAAGGUUUCAACAGAAGGGCAGCAGAAAAGGUUGGAACUUUCCAAUAAAUUUCAUGACGCAAUCAAGGAUGUAAGUACCAAGCUUGAGGAACAAAAAGAUGAGCGAAUUUCUCAGCUCAAAGAAAAUGAAAAGCUAAGGGACAGGCUCAAGCAAUUCUCAGAGCAGUAUGAAAUUUGCAAACAGCAAUUUGAACAGCAGUUGAAGAAAAAAACACUAGAGCUUCAACUUGCAGAAAUAAAGCUUCAGCAACAACAAGAGGCUUGCAACCAAGAACAAGCAAAAUCACAGCUAUAUACUGAGCAGAUUACACAGUUACUGACAACUGAGAAAAAUUUACGUUUUCAGUUGGCUGUUGAUGGAGAAAAGUUUCAGGAAUUUCAGGAUACACUAACAAAGAGCAAUGAAGUUUUUGAAUCAUUCAAAAAGGAGAUGGAAAAGAUGGCAAAAACAAUCAAGGACCUUAACAAAGAGAAUAACUUCCUGAAGAGUAAAUGUGAAAAUUCAGAUAUUUCCCUUAUAGAACUCGUAGAUGAGAGAGCAAAGCUGAAGAAACAACUUGAGAAAACAAAGAAUCAAAAAGAAAAGCUUGAGUCCCUGUGCCGCUCACUUCAGGCAGAGCGUAAGCAGCAAGGUGUUGUGAAAGGUGCUAAUGAUACAACCACUGGGGCUUCAUUCAUAAGAGAUCAAUCAACAGGAGAGGAUCCUGGAAAAAGCAUAUAGGUUGUUCACGUCUUUUUAUUUUCUGCAAUAUUUUUCAGUACAGUUUCCAAAGUCAUCCUCUCAUUGAGUGCCUCAGUGAGGAAUACAGAUUUGUGCAAAAUUUGCACUAUCAGAAGCAAUGUCAACAAAUUUACUAUGACAGGCCUAUUAUAUCAAUAUUAUGUACUGAAUGGAUCUGGCAAUUUUGGCAUCAUAACAUAGUUUCAUAUUUGUCUUUUGAGCAGAAAAUAAAAUAUUCAAUUACUUUGCCAUUAUUCUUGGUCAAAUAACUUCCAUCUCCCCUUGGGGAUUUUGUGAUGGGCAACGAACAGAUGUUCUUUAAAGCAAUGUUUUGAAUGUAUUCAAUAUACAAUGGAUGAAAAUAUUUGAGAUUUA